AUGUCUGCCGAGACCGAAACCUUUUCUUUCCAAGCUGAGAUCUCUCAGUUGAUGAGUUUGAUCAUCAACACUUUCUAUUCAAACAAGGAAAUCUUCUUGCGUGAGUUGAUCUCUAACGCCUCUGAUGCCUUGGACAAGAUCCGUUAUCAAUCCUUGACUGACCCCUCUGUCCUCGACAGUGAAAAGGAACUCUUCAUUCGUAUCAUCCCCGACAAGCAAAACAACAUCUUGUCCAUUCGUGAUACUGGUAUUGGUAUGACCAAGGCUGAUUUGGUCAACAACUUGGGUACUAUUGCCAAGUCUGGUACCAAGGGUUUCAUGGAAGCCCUCUCUGCAGGUGCUGAUAUUUCCAUGAUUGGUCAAUUCGGUGUCGGUUUCUACUCUGCUUACCUUGUUGCUGAUAAGGUUCAAGUCAUCACUAAGCACAAUGAUGACGAACAAUACAUUUGGGAAUCUGCCGCUGGUGGUUCUUUCACUAUCACUCGUGAUGAAGUUAACCCCUCUCUCGGUCGUGGUACUGAAAUGCGUCUCUUCUUGAAGGAAGAUCAACUCGAAUACCUCGAAGAAAGAAGAAUUAAGGAUAUCGUCAAGAAGCACUCCGAAUUCAUUUCCUACCCCAUUCAACUCGUUGUUGAAAAGGAAGUUGAAAAGGAAGUCGAAGGCGAAGAAGAAGAAGAAAAAGCUACUGACUCCAAGAUUGAAGAAGUUACUGAUGAAGAAGAAAAGAAGGAUGAAAAGAAGAAGAAGACCAUUAAGGAAACUGUGACCGAAAAUGAGGAACUCAACAAGACCAAGCCUCUCUGGACACGUAACCCCGAAGAUGUCAAGGCUGAAGAAUAUGCCGAAUUCUACAAGGCUCUUACCAACGAUUGGGAAGACCACUUGGCCGUCAAGCACUUCUCUGUUGAAGGUCAACUCGAAUUCCGUGCUAUCCUCUACGUUCCCAAGCGUGCUCCCUUCGACAUGUUUGAAACUAAGAAGAAGAGAAACAACAUCAAGCUCUACGUCCGUCGUGUCUUCAUCAUGGAUGACUGUGAUGAAUUGAUCCCCGAAUGGUUGAACUUUGUCAAGGGUGUUGUCGACUCUGAAGACUUGCCUCUUAACAUUUCUCGUGAAAUGCUUCAACAAAACAAGAUCUUGAAGGUCAUCCGCAAGAACUUGGUCAAGAAGUGUCUUGAAAUGUUCCAAGAAAUUGCCGAAGACAAGGAACAAUUCGACAAGUUCUAUGAAGCCUUCAGCAAGAACCUUAAGCUCGGUAUCCACGAAGACACCCAAAACCGUGGCAAGCUCGCUGACUUGUUACGUUACCACUCCACCAAGUCUGGCGAUGAAAUGACCUCUCUCAAGGACUACGUCACCCGUAUGCCCGAGAAGCAAAAGAACAUCUACUACAUCACCGGUGAAUCUCGCACUGCCAUUGAAAACUCUCCCUUCUUGGAAGGUUUCAAGAAGAAGGGUAUUGAAGUCCUUUUGAUGACUGACCCUAUUGAUGAAUACUCUACCACUCAAUUGAAGGAAUACGAAGACAAGAAAUUGGUCUGUAUCACAAAGGAGGGUGCUGAACUCUUGGAAGAAGAUGAAGAAGAAAAGAAGAAGCGUGAAGAAGAAGCCAAGGAAUACGAAAACUUGUGCAAGAGUGUCAAGGAUAUCCUCGGCGACAAGGUCGAAAAGGUUGUUCUUUCUCAAAUCUUGACUGAUUCUCCAUGUGUCUUGACCACUGGUCAAUUUGGUUGGUCUGCCAACAUGGAACGUAUCAUGAAGGCUCAAGCUCUCCGUGACUCUACCAUGUCUAGCUACAUGGCUUCCAAGAAGACCUUUGAAUUAAACCCCAAGCACUCUAUUAUUAAGGCUCUUAAGGCCAAGAUCACUGCUGAUGCUAACGACCGUACCGCCAAGGACCUCGUCACCUUGUUGUACGAAACCUCUCUCUUAACAUCUGGUUUCUCUCUUGACGAUCCUAGUUCCUUCGCUACUCGUAUCAACCGUAUGGUCUCUCUUGGUCUCUCUAUUGAUGAAGAUGAAACCACUGUUGAUGAACCCGUUACUCAAGCCGCUGCUGAAGAAGUUGCUGAAGUUUCCAAGAUGGAAGAAGUUGAUUAA
Rhizopus microsporus ATCC 52813 is the source of this 2100-nucleotide messenger RNA. Its product is annotated as heat shock protein 90. Gene Ontology annotation, biological process: protein folding; cellular response to heat; protein stabilization. Gene Ontology annotation, molecular function: ATP hydrolysis activity; ATP binding; ATP-dependent protein folding chaperone. Lineage: Eukaryota; Fungi; Mucoromycota; Mucoromycetes; Mucorales; Rhizopodaceae. The coding region runs from base 1 to 2100 and encodes 699 amino acids. The record is from RefSeq and is a predicted model, not a curated record. Gene Ontology annotation, cellular component: cytosol; perinuclear region of cytoplasm; protein-containing complex. The transcript is spliced from 3 exons.